Messenger RNA from Gossypium arboreum, 1267 nucleotides. RefSeq names its product glutathione S-transferase zeta class-like. Bases 148 to 804 code for a protein of 218 amino acids. Gene Ontology annotation, cellular component: cytoplasm. Gene Ontology annotation, biological process: glutathione metabolic process; L-phenylalanine catabolic process. Gene Ontology annotation, molecular function: glutathione transferase activity; maleylacetoacetate isomerase activity. The transcript has 10 exons. The record is from RefSeq and is a predicted model, not a curated record. Lineage: Eukaryota; Viridiplantae; Streptophyta; Magnoliopsida; Malvales; Malvaceae.
CCUAUCCAAAAUUUACCACACAAGUUCUUAGAAUCUGGUACAAAUAUAGAGCCGUGGUAGAGUUUAGCAGUUAACCGUCCUUAUAUCCUAGAGAAAGAAAAACAAGAUACUGAGUGCUGUCUAUUGAAAUCGGUAGUCGCUGCAGAUAUGGCAGAGGGGGAGAACAAACUCAAGCUCUAUUCUUACUGGAAGAGCUCCUGCUCCUUCCGUAUCAGAAUUGCCCUUAACCUCAAAGGUCUGGAAUACCAGUACAUACCCGUGAACUUGCUUAAGGGGGAGCAAUUCAGUCCUGAAUUCCAAAAGCUGAACCCUAUUGGGUAUGUACCGGUGCUGGUGGACGGUGACAUGAUCAUUUCAGACUCUUUUGCGAUUUUCAUGUAUCUGGAGGAGAAAUACCCUCAACACCCUUUAUUACCAUCUGAUCUUGCAAAGAAGGCACUCAAUUUCCAGGCUGCAAAUAUUGUUUCCUCUAGCAUUCAGCCUCUUCAGAAUCUAGCUGUACUGAAGUACAUUGAGGAAAAAGUAAGUCCAGAUGAGAAAAUUCCUUGGACAAAAUUUCAUAUUGAGAAAGGCUUUGAAGCGCUUGAGAAGCUGUUAAAAGAUCAUGCUGGAAAAUAUGCGACUGGAGAUGAAGUUUCCAUGGCAGAUCUGUUUCUAGCACCACAGAUUCUGGCUGGGAUUGAACGAUUCAAUGUUGACAUGGCUAAAUUCCCACUGUUAUCUAGGUUAAAUGAGGCAUACAGUGAGCUACCAGAAUUCCAAAAUGCUAAGCCAGAGAAUCAGCCGGAUGCUCCUUCAGCAUAGGGCACUCAUGAAGAUGGUGGAUGGAUGAGGUACAUAUCUACUGCUGAACUGUCCAUCUGUUUGGUGGCUGGUAAUCUUCAACAGGGGCUCUUGGUUCCUCCCGCGCCUGAUCAAUGAUAAUAAGGAUUAUGUAGUUCAGAAACAGAAGUUAAUGGAAGACAUAUGAUAUAUAUAUAUAGAUAUAUAUGCCAUGUUUAUCCGACUUUGGUGGUUUUCUCGAUCUCCAUAUUCUUAUCCCUGUUUGCGGAAAUGUCAUUUAACUGUAGUGCAUUUCAUUUAGAAUCUCCGCUCUUCCUUCGAACCAUGAAAAGCAGCUACAACAAGAACAACACAUAUAUAUCAUCUGCAGUAUCGAGUAAAAUGCUCGCUCAUGAUAGCCUUGUUUAUAUAUAUAUAUAUAUUCGAGAUUAUCCUUAUUCUUAAAUACACAGGACAGAAGCCUAACUUAUUUGUUGAUAUACAA